UUAAGCGAGCUAUCAUAACCACAUAAUUUUGCUUCAAGUUAUUCCAUCGGCUAUAAUUUACUUCUAAAUUUGCUUCUACUUUAUAAAAUAAAAUACAAAAUGCUGUCGCGUUUUGCUAAAUAUCGUACAAUUACGAGAAGCCUAACAUUACUUACCCAAAAUCGUUCAUCAAUAACCACUAGGCCGUUUUUAUAUAAAACACAAAUCACUAACUCACGAAACCUCACUAUUUUGUGUUCGAGAAAUUACUGCAGUGCAAAGAAAAAUGAUGAUGAAAUUGACGAAUCCAAUGGGUAUGUUAUCAAUAAAGAUCCACAGCUUCCUGCGACAGUUGCUGUUCCAGAGGUUUGGCCACAUGUGCCUCUUUUGGCUACCCGCAGAAAUCCUGUCUUUCCAAGAUUCAUGAAAAUUCUAGAGGUAACAAAUCCAAUGGUUAUUGACUUGAUAAGGCGAAAAGUUCGAUUAAACCAGCCCUACGUUGGUGUCUUUAUGAAAAAAGAUAGCGAAAAUGAGUCGGAAUUGGUUGAUAAGCUGGAUGAUGUUUACAAGUUUGGUACAUUUGCACAAAUUCAGGAACUUCAAGACUUGGGCGAUAAAUUGCGGAUAGUAGUUGUUGCCCAUAGGAGAAUCAAAAUCACUGGUCAAAUGUUGGAGGAUUUAACACAAGAGCCAAAAGAAAAAAUGACAAUACAUUACCCGAUGUUUAAUCUUAAAAUGAACGUCUCAGUUGAUGAAACAGAUAUCGAUCGGCGAAAACGAAAAUCGCGUGCUGUGCGGAAUAAUAAAUCUAAUCGUCAAGAUACUACAACUACAGCUACUCCACAACCACCAGUAUCGCCUAAGGUUCCACUGUCUUCGUUGUAUAAUGACUCAACGGUAGAUAAGGAUGCUACCGGAACUGACCAACCACCUAAACAGCCCGUUUUAAUGGUGGAAGUUGAAAAUGUAAAACAUGAACCAUACACCCAAACGGAAGAAGUUAAAGCUCUCACUCAGGAAGUCAUUAAAACUAUUCGGGAUAUUAUAACCAUGAAUCCGCUUUACAGAGAGAGUUUACAGCAAAUGCUUCAUCAAAACCAACGUGUAGUCGACAACCCAGUUUACCUGUGUGAUUUGGGAGCAUCUUUGUCUGCUGCUGAUCCGGAAGAAUUACAAAAGAUCAUGGAGGAAAUGGAUAUCUCCAAAAGACUUUUACUAGCUUUGGCACUUUUGAAGAAAGAAUUGGAGCUCUCAAAGUUACAACAAAAAAUUGGUCGCGAAGUCGAAGAGAAAGUUAAGCAGCAACAUCGAAAGUAUAUCCUUCAGGAACAACUUAAAGUGAUAAAGAAGGAACUCGGAAUAGAGAAGGACGAUAAGGAUGCAAUCGGGGAAAAAUACAGGGAAAAACUGAAAGAUAAAACAGUUCCUGAGAAUGUUAUGACUGUAAUCGACGAAGAACUGAACAAAUUGAAUUUCCUAGAAAGUCACAGUUCUGAAUUCAAUGUAACGCGCAACUAUUUAGAUUGGCUUACUACACUGCCAUGGGGUGUUUUAAGUGAAGAAAACUUAAGCUUAGACCAAGCCACAGAAAUAUUGGAAGAAGAUCAUUAUGGAAUGGAAGAUAUUAAGAAACGUAUCUUAGAAUUUAUUGCUGUGAGUCAACUUAAGGGCAGCACUCAGGGCAAGAUCCUUUGCUUCCAUGGACCACCUGGUGUUGGAAAAACAAGCAUAGCAAGAUCAAUUGCAAGGGCACUAAAUCGUGAAUAUUUCCGGUUUAGCGUUGGUGGAAUGACAGAUGUAGCUGAAAUCAAAGGUCAUAGACGUACUUAUGUUGGAGCAAUGCCUGGAAAACUCAUUCAGUGUCUUAAAAAAACAAAAACCGAAAAUCCUUUAGUUCUUAUUGAUGAAGUUGAUAAAAUUGGAAAAGGUUACCAAGGAGACCCGAGUUCAGCACUGUUAGAACUUCUAGAUCCUGAACAGAAUGCCAAUUUCUUAGAUCAUUAUCUUGACGUUCCAGUUGAUCUGUCCCGCGUAUUGUUUAUUUGCACUGCCAAUGUGACAGAUACUAUUCCUGAGCCAUUGCGUGAUCGAAUGGAAAUGAUUGAAAUGUCUGGAUACGUUGCGGAGGAAAAAGUAGCGAUAGCUCGACAGUAUCUCAUUCCAGCAGCGAUGAAAGAUUGUGGUCUCAAUGAAAGCCAAGUUCAAAUAACCGAAGAAGCUCUCGGCAAACUCAUCAGAAGUUAUUGUCGCGAAUCUGGAGUGAGAAAUCUUCAAAAACACAUUGAAAAAGUUGUUCGUAAAGUAGCUUUCAAAAUUGUUAAAAAAGAAGCCGAUAACUUUGAAGUGAAGAACGAUAACCUCACCGUAUUCCUUGGCAAACCAAUCUUUUCUCAUGAGAGAAUGUACGACCAGACUCCCGAAGGUGUUGUUAUGGGGUUGGCAUGGACAGCAAUGGGAGGAUCUUCCUUGUAUAUUGAGACAGCACGCCGUAAAAUGGAAGAGUUAGGUAACGAUGGAAGCUCAACGUCUGGAUCACUUCAUCUUACAGGUCAUCUUGGCGAUGUCAUGAAAGAGUCCGCACAAAUUGCCUUAACUGUUGCAAGGAAUUAUUUAAGAGAUGUCAACAAAAGCAACACAUUCUUAGAAAAGAGUCAUAUACAUCUCCAUGUACCUGAAGGUGCCACGCCAAAAGAUGGCCCGAGUGCAGGUAUAACAAUAGUCACGGCACUUAUGUCCUUAGCAAACAAUAAACCAGUGCGACAAAACAUCGCAAUGACUGGCGAGGUAUCUCUGAAAGGGAAAGUUCUACCUGUCGGAGGAAUAAAGGAGAAAACUAUUGCAGCAAGACGAAGUGGUGUAACCUGUAUUAUAUUACCAGAGGAAAACAAAAAAGAUUUUGCCGAACUACCUAACUACAUAAAGGAAGGAUUGGAAGUUCAUUUUGCUGCGAACUAUGACGAUGUUUACAAAAUUGCAUUUGCAUCAGUUUAGAGUUAAAAUAUCGUUAUUUUAUUUAGUUGUUUAGGUUGUGUUAUUUUUAUUCUUUACUUGACGGAUUAAGUGAUCAAUAAAUAUACAUACAAAUUUACUGAAAAAUUA
Molecule: messenger RNA, 3078 nt
Organism: Eupeodes corollae
Lineage: Eukaryota; Metazoa; Arthropoda; Insecta; Diptera; Syrphidae
Gene: Lon
Product: lon protease homolog, mitochondrial
Exons: 12
Coding region: 100-2970 (956 amino acids)
Biological process (GO): protein quality control for misfolded or incompletely synthesized proteins; mitochondrion organization; protein catabolic process
Cellular component (GO): mitochondrial matrix
Molecular function (GO): ATP binding; ATP-dependent peptidase activity; ATP hydrolysis activity
Source: RefSeq, a predicted model, not a curated record